CCGGAUCCAACAGGCGGUGAGCGUAUCACUUCCGGGUUUUUUAAUCUUUUUGCAGAAGACUCCUGCUUUUAUAAAUAAUCCCCUCUCCCGUAAAAACCAGGUUUAAGUUCGUUCUUCUUACAAGUUACAACUAUAGUCUACCCAUUCUGAAUUCUCUCUCUCACAUUGGAUAGAAAACACGCGCACUCGAUCAUACAAGGUAACUUUCUGAGGUAGCCUUCAAGAACAAAAAGUCAAAUAUGUUUUUUCACAUAGUGCUGGAAAGAAACAUGCAACUGCAUCCUCGUCAUUUCGGCCCAAAUCUACGUGAUAAGUUGGUCGCGAAGCUCAUGAAAGAUGUGGAAGGCACUUGCAGUGGCCGUCACGGGUUCGUGGUGGCAAUAACGGGGGUUGAUAAUGUUGGAAAAGGGCUAAUUCGUGAUGGUACAGGGUUUGUGACGUUUCCUGUCAAGUACCAAUGUGUAGUUUUCAGACCUUUUAAAGGAGAGAUACUUGAAGCUGUAGUGACCAUGGUUAAUAAGAUGGGUUUUUUUGCUGAAGCUGGUCCUGUUCAAAUAUUUGUGUCGAACCAUCUUAUACCAGAUGAUAUGGAAUUCCAGUCUGGAGAUAUCCCAAAUUAUACAACUUCAGAUGGAUCAGUUAAAAUUCAAAAGGAUAGUGAAGUACGGCUAAAGAUAAUUGGAACUCGAGUUGAUGCUACAGAAAUAUUUUGCAUUGGUACCAUAAAAGAUGAUUUCUUGGGUGUGAUUAACGACCCGGGAGCGGCUGCUUAAUCCAACCAUUGGAUCGAUGAACCCUUUCCCGACCACCUGCUAGACUGGAGUUUGUCUGCAAGUAAAAAGGGCAGAAUAUUAUCAACCCUUGCAAAGACAGCCUGCUUCUCUUUCCUUUGUCUUCAUUAGUUCCACUCAAUGUACGAAGAAGAUGUAUAUAGCUUCUGCAAGAAUAUGGGUUCUAAUUUGUUCUUGUUUUUCUGAGGGAUAUGUAUUGUUCACUCGCACCUGUGUUGCUCAAAUGGAGUUAAAAUUCAUGUAAACAAGAUAUAAUUAAGAUAUAGUUAAGACUUCAGACUCUAAAAAGAAUUAGAGAUUAUGACU
Molecule: messenger RNA, 1097 nt
Organism: Papaver somniferum (opium poppy)
Lineage: Eukaryota; Viridiplantae; Streptophyta; Magnoliopsida; Ranunculales; Papaveraceae
Product: DNA-directed RNA polymerase II subunit RPB7
Exons: 8
Coding region: 240-773 (177 amino acids)
Biological process (GO): positive regulation of nuclear-transcribed mRNA poly(A) tail shortening; positive regulation of translational initiation; transcription initiation at RNA polymerase II promoter
Cellular component (GO): P-body; RNA polymerase II, core complex
Molecular function (GO): single-stranded RNA binding; single-stranded DNA binding; translation initiation factor binding
Source: RefSeq, a predicted model, not a curated record